Molecule: messenger RNA, 663 nt
Organism: Arachis duranensis
Lineage: Eukaryota; Viridiplantae; Streptophyta; Magnoliopsida; Fabales; Fabaceae
Exons: 2
Coding region: 1-663 (220 amino acids)
Molecular function (GO): nucleic acid binding
Source: RefSeq, a predicted model, not a curated record
AUGUUGCAGAUUCUGAAGGAGAGGAAGCUUUAUGCAAAGCUUUCCGAGUGUGACUUCUUGAAGGAAGAGGUAAAAUUUUUGGGACAUGUGGUGAGCAAAAAUGAAAUAGAUGUGGUUCUUGCUAAGGUUGAGGCGGUGAAAGAAUGGGAACAACCUACAUCUGUGAUAGAAGUGCAAAGUUUCUUGGAAUUAGUUGGUUACUACAGAAAAUUCAUUAAUGAUUUUUCACAUAUUACAUUAACGAUGACCAGGUUAACUCGCAAGGAUGCACCUUUUGUGUGGAUGCUCGAAUGUGAGGAAAGUUUCAAAACUCUGAAGGAUAUGAUAACUACAGCACUUGUACUUGUGUUGCCUGAAUCCUAUGAGCCAUUUAUGCCAUCCGAGACAUUGCAACCUUUGGAGAUUCCCCAGUUGAAGUGGGAAGGUAUUGCCAUAGAUUUCAUGUCAAAUUUGCCGAGGACUAAAGUAGAUUUUGAUGUGGUAUGGGUAAUUGCUGACAGAUUAACAAAGUCUGCUCAUUUCUUGCGUAUCCAUAUGACUUAUACUUUGGAGGAGUUGGCGAUGUUAUACAUUAAGAAGAUUGUGAGAUUGUAUAGUGUGCCUAUGACUAUGGUGUCAAAUAGAGAUCCUCGUUUCACUUCAGAAUUUUGGAGAGCUUUUUAG